Dioscorea cayenensis subsp. rotundata (Guinea yam) is the source of this 1658-nucleotide messenger RNA. RefSeq names its product 7-deoxyloganetin glucosyltransferase-like. The record is from RefSeq and is a predicted model, not a curated record. The transcript is spliced from 2 exons. Lineage: Eukaryota; Viridiplantae; Streptophyta; Magnoliopsida; Dioscoreales; Dioscoreaceae. Gene Ontology annotation, molecular function: UDP-glycosyltransferase activity. The coding region runs from base 64 to 1497 and encodes 477 amino acids.
GAGACUGAAGAAUAAAGAACAACAACAAGAGUGAGAAGAAGAAGUAGUAGAAGAAAGUUGUUGAUGAUGAGUUCCAUUAAAGGAGAACAUAAAGGUCAUGCAGUGCUAAUCCCUUACCCAGCACAAGGACACAUAACACCUAUGUUGAAGUUUGCCAAGCUGCUACACUCCAGUGGCUUCCAGAUAACAUUUGUGAACACUGAGUACAAUCACAGGCGUCUCCUUAAGUCAAGAGGUUAUUCUUCUCUACACCUCUUGGAGGACUUCAUCUUUGAAAAAUUCCCUGAUGGUCUUCCACCCUCUGAUGAGGACACAACACAAGAUAUACCAUCUCUCUGUGCGUCACUAGCAGUCAACUGUUCUUCUCCUUUCAAGGAUCUCAUCAGAAGACUCUCUUCUCCGGUGACCGUGAUUGUCUCUGAUGUAUACAUGGGGUUCACUUCUGAAGCUGCGGAGCAGUUCAAGAUCCCUCUUGUCUUGUUUUGGACUGCCAGUUCAUGCGGUUUCAUGGGUUACUGGCAUUAUAGGGAUCUUAUUGAAAGAGGACUCAUACCACUCAAAGUUGAGAGUGAUCUCACAAAUGGAUAUCUUGAGACAAAGUUGGAUUGGAUGGUAGGGGUGAAGAACAUGAGGCUGAAAGACUUGCCGACGUUCAUGAGGACAACAGACAUCAAUGAUAUAGUUUUAAACUAUGUUCUCAGAGACUUUGAAAGAAUCCCUAAAGCUUCUGCUUUUAUUAUAAACACUGUGAAAGAUAUAGACCUACAAAUUCUCCAAACCAUGUCUUCAAUACUAACCAUGCCUGUUUACCCCAUCGGUCCUCUAUCCUUGCUUACAAGAAAGCUCCCAAAGAGUCCCUUAAGCUCCAUAGGAUCGAAUCUAUGGAAAGAGGACAUGAGUUGCUUGGAAUGGUUGGAAGGGAAGGACACCUCAUCAGUAGUUUAUGUGAACUUUGGGAGUGUUACUGUGAUGACUAGCAGGCAAAUGGUUGAAUUUGCAUGGGGACUUGCAAAGAGUGGGCGUGAUUUCCUGUGGGUCAUAAGACCAGACUUAGUGAGAGGAGACAAUGCAGUGUUACCACAAGAGUUCUUAACUAUGACUCAAGGAAGGAGAAUGCUAACAAGUUGGUGCCCACAAGAGGAGGUGCUCAUGCAUGAAGCCAUUGGAGGGUUCUUGACUCAUGGUGGAUGGAACUCUAUUUUGGAAAGUAUAUGUGGUGGGGUACCUAUGUUGUGUUGGCCCUUCUUUGCAGAACAACAAACAAACUGUAGGCAUGUGAGUUGUGAAUGGGGGAUUGGAAUGGAGAUUGAUGAGCAUGUGAAGAGAGAUGAUGUGGAGAGGUUGAUAAGAGAGUUAAUGAGUGGAGAGAAAGGGAAGGAGAUGAAGUAUAAGGUGGUGAGGUUGAAAGAGUUUGCUUGGAGGGCUUGUGAAGAUGGCGGCUCUUCUUUACUUGAAAUGGAGAGCUUAGUGAAUGAUUUGAUUCAGUUGAAUAAUUAAGCUUGUUUAAGUGGGUGGAUAUUGUCUUUUGCGUCAGCUGUGCUUGUUAUCGUUGUCUGUGGAAUCUGUGUUUUAAUUUUAUUCUGUUUGGUGCAACCUGAAGUUUGUUUUCGUUGGCAUGAGCUCUUUCAUCGAAGGUUUUAGAAUAAUUAGUUUAUACA